Messenger RNA from Erinaceus europaeus (western European hedgehog), 1352 nucleotides. Its product is annotated as fumarylacetoacetate hydrolase domain-containing protein 2A. The coding region runs from base 231 to 1172 and encodes 313 amino acids. The record is from RefSeq and is a predicted model, not a curated record. NCBI's taxonomy places the organism in Eukaryota, Metazoa, Chordata, Mammalia, Eulipotyphla, Erinaceidae. Gene Ontology annotation, molecular function: hydro-lyase activity. The transcript is spliced from 9 exons.
GUUUUUGGAUAGCAACAGAGGAAGAUAGAGAAGGAGAAAGAGAGAGACCAGCAGCACUCCUCACCACUUUGAAGCUUUCUCCCUGCAGGUGGAGACCAGGGACUUGACACUGGGUCUUUGCGCAUAGUAAGACACCUCAGUAAGAGAGGCUUCUUGUUAUUACUGAGAGGAGAUGGGUUACCAGCUUCUCAUAAAUCUCCACUAGUGACACCUUGGAUGCAACGGUUCUGAUGCUGGUCUCUGGUGGAAGGUUGCUUACAGCUCUGCUGCAGGCUCAGAGGUGGCCCUGUCAACCCUCCAGAGACAUGAGACUGGUGCAGUUCCAGACACCCCACCUGAGGGGGCCUCACCUGGGCUUGGAGUCAGGGAAUGGUGGGGGAAUAAUCAACCUCAAUGCCUUUGACCCCACAUUGCCCAAGACUAUGAUGGAGUUCCUGGAGCAGGGAGAGGCCACACUCUCAGUAGCUAGAAGAGCCCUUGCUGCCCAGCUGCCAGUUCUGCCACGGACAGAGGUCAGCUUGCUGGCUCCAGUCACUCGGCCAGACAAGGUGGUGUGUGUAGGCAUGAAUUAUGUGGACCACUGCAAAGAGCAGAAUGUGCCUGUGCCCAAGGAGCCCAUCAUCUUCAGCAAGUUUGCCAGUUCCAUUGUGGGGCCCUACGAUGAUAUCAUCCUCCCACCUGAAAGCCAGGAAGUGGACUGGGAGGUGGAGCUGGCCGUGGUCAUUGGGAAAAAAGGCAAGCAUAUCAAGGCCACAGAUGCCAUGGCUCAUGUAGCAGGUUUCACUGUGGCACAUGACGUAAGUGCUCGUGAUUGGCAAAUGAGACGCAAUGGAAAACAGUGGCUUCUGGGAAAAACCUUUGACACCUUCUGCCCCCUGGGCCCUGCCUUGGUGACCAAGGACAGUGUUCCAGAUCCACACAAUUUAAAGAUCUGCUGUCAAGUCAAUGGAGAGGUGGUCCAGAGCAGCAAUACCAACCAAAUGGUGUUUAAGACAGAGGAGCUAAUAGCCUGGGUCUCCCAGUUUGUCACUCUUUACCCAGGGGAUGUUAUCCUAACUGGGACUCCCCCAGGCGUUGGUGUUUUCAGGAAACCUCCUGUCUUUCUCAAGAAAGGUGAUAAGGUUCAGUGUGAGAUUGAAGAACUAGGUUCCAUCAUCAACAGGGUGGUGUGACAGCUCCUGCCACAGACCCUAGACUUUGACAAGAGAUAUGAGCAUGCUGUCAGGAUGUCCAGCACAGGAAGAUGCCCAGAGCAGCCCUGGAAUUGGACCAGCCUCUUCAAGGCUCCUCUUCCAAAGGGAGGAAGAGGAAAUGGAUGGCUUCCCUUCAAUAAAAUUUCUCAGGCCCAAAUA